This is a messenger RNA of Teleopsis dalmanni, 1553 nucleotides long. RefSeq names its product protein tramtrack, beta isoform-like. Lineage: Eukaryota; Metazoa; Arthropoda; Insecta; Diptera; Diopsidae. The transcript is spliced from 7 exons. Gene Ontology annotation, biological process: regulation of transcription by RNA polymerase II. Bases 243 to 1553 code for a protein of 436 amino acids. Gene Ontology annotation, cellular component: nucleus. The record is from RefSeq and is a predicted model, not a curated record. Gene Ontology annotation, molecular function: protein binding.
CUGAAGUGAAAGGACGUGAACGCGUAAAAAAAUAAUUAUUUCUGAUAUCAUAAAAAAAAGCUUUAAGCUUUAAAAAGAAAAACAUUAAUAAAAUGUUUAUAUUGGUUUGAGCACUACAUAACAUAGUUUACAUGUAAAUAUCACAAAUUGCGAGAGAAUAAAAAAUUCUUUGAAUUAGAAUUUUUAAACAAAUAAGUUUAUUUCGUAUUGAGUAGUGAUAUUAUCACAAAAAAAGCUUCCAAAUGAAGAUGGCAUCCCAAAGAUUUUGCUUACGAUGGAACAACCAUCAAAGUAACUUACUUUCGGUGUUUGAUCAACUUUUACAUGCAGAAACAUUUACGGAUGUCACGCUGGCCGUUGACGGACAAUAUUUAAAAGCACACAAAAUGGUACUUUCUGCUUGUAGUCCCUAUUUUAAUAAUCUCUUUGUUAAUCAUCCUGAAAAACAUCCGAUUGUCAUACUUAAGGAUGUUCCUUAUUCCGAUAUGAAAUCGUUACUUGAUUUUAUGUACCGCGGUGAGGUAUCAGUUGAUCAAGAACGUUUAACUGCAUUUCUACGAGUUGCUGAAAGCUUACGGAUUAAAGGUUUAACAGAAGUGAACGAUGAUAAACCUUCAGCGCCUGAACCAACACCUCCACCACAAUUGCAACGUAUACAACCAUAUUUAGUGCAACAGCAGCAACAACAACGUAAUAAAUCGCAAAGCAAUUUCGUCAAUAAUAAUAACAAUAACAACAAUGCGCCUCAAAUGCAAACACAACAGUCUCUGUUAAGUUCUGCUCUUGCUUCGAUGCCAAAGCGAAAACGUGGAAGACCGCGUAAACUAUCUGGCAGCUCGAAUGGCACUGGCAAUGAUUACGAUGAAUUCGAACGUGAAGGCAUGUUAAAUGACUCUGAUAUGGGCGAAAGAAAAUUGAAUGAAUCUUUCUCCGGUAAUGAUGAUGGUUCAGAUGAUAAUCAACGCGACUCCUUCGAUAAUGACAACGAUAUGGAUGAUAACCGAGAUAGUUCCACACAAGUAAAGAAACAAAAAAUAUCAAAGGAAAUGAUGAAAGCACAACAAAAUGACGACAACAGCACCUCUGAUGGACACGAUAGUGAUUGUGAUGAGCAAAUGGAUUCAUCUUAUAUGGAACCGCAACUCAUGUUAGACGAAUACGAUGAACCUGUCGAGUUUAAGUUCGAUCCAAAUGCCAAUUCAACUCAAGACAAUGCAAUGAUGCAGGCUAACCUAACUGAACAGCAGCAACAACAAGUGCGGCAACAAGCCAUCUUGUUGGCCACCCAUCAAAAACAACGACAACAUCUCGCUGAAGCGGCAGCGGCUGCUGCUGGUGGCAUGAAAAUGUCUGCUGUUAUUGGCUCCGGUUCAAUACCGGGUACUGUUACAUUAAUUAAUCAAAUGGUCAGUAUUCCGAAAUUGACACCAAUUGGCAAAGUUUCAAAACCAAAAGUCAAUAAACGCGCUAAAAUAAAACAAAAUGGCGUAAGUGGCAAUGGACAAGGUAUCGAUACAAAACCAAAUAAUGAUCACACAAUCAAGAAAAAAUAA